Messenger RNA from Linum tenue, 2408 nucleotides. NCBI's taxonomy places the organism in Eukaryota, Viridiplantae, Streptophyta, Magnoliopsida, Malpighiales, Linaceae. The record is from the annotation of a GenBank genome assembly.
CGGCAUCUGGCCCUGAAAAAGAAUCUCCCCAUGAAUUAAGUUUGGCUUCAUAGCUCCAAAACAACGAAACCCAGAAAACUUUCCCCCUUUGGAAUCCCCGCAUCCAACCCAUUUUUCCUUGAAGUUUCCAAGGCCAUUUUCAAGUAAUUGUCCCUUUUUUUUUCCUAGGGUUAUAUGUACGCCCAGCUUCCUUCAUUCCCAACCCAAAGGCCAAAUCUUUAUGGUGCUUCUUCCCUGAAAAGAACAGCAAAAUUGUUCUUGCUUCAAUGGGUAGGGAGGACUUGACGAUGAUUGUGAAUCCCAUCUUCACCCCAUCUCAGAAGAGGGUGGUGGUGAUACAGGACGCCUUCAGUCAAGUUUCCCCCGUUUCCAUAGCAUGGGCUUUGAAUGGAUUGUCCCUUAGCUCUGGGGAUUCUCUUACCCUACUUGCAGUUCUUCACCGGGUCAAUAACUCCUUGGGAUACAGAACCAAAGUGGGCUCCGGUUACUCCAAGAAAGCUGUGAACAGAGAAGCUGCAAGGAAGCAGGCCGAGUUUGACAGCAAUGUCGAUCUUAUGCAUGUCUCCAAGAAGUUCGAGGCACGCAAGGUCAGUUUUGUGGUAGAGGUGGUAGUAGGAUCUUCAGCAAAGGGUGUUGCACUUCAAAAAGUGGAGAGUCUAAAAGCCACUUGGGUGGUGCUCGACAGGCAGAUGAAGAGACACAGGAAAUUCUUCCUCCAAAAUCUCUCCUGUGGGAUUUCCAGGAUUAAGAAGAACAACGUGGUCAAACAGCUGAGAGAGCCUAAAAAAGCCAUGAUCACCAGUCUACACACUGGUCAUGAUCACGAGCAGAAAAAAGUGAGGCCCGUGACUUAUGGCGAAAUGUUGCCUGGAACUCCUGAAGAAGAUGAUCUCUUCAGCCUCGAGCUUCCACCACCACGCCAUGUUCAGGAAGAAACAGGUAAUAACAGCAGCAGCAGCAGGCUAGUGUUGGAGAAGUGGCAAGCAGAAGUUUCAUUCCAAUGUUCGGUGUGUUCGGUCUGCAAAACCAGAAGGGGAUUUCCAGUUGAUCCAAGGGGUUGGGGAUAUGGAUAUGAAGAAAUCCAAGCUGCAACUGAUGAUUUCUCAUCAAGCAACUUCAUGUCUGGGGAUGUUGAUGCAACGACAGGGUCCACCUUUUUCAGAGGGCAGCUGAAGAACAGCAACAACCAGAAGAUCAUUGUGAAACGAUGCAGGAGUUCCGUAAACAUGAUUGGAGAUGCAAAAUUCAGUUUUGAGAUUAAUCUUCUCAGGGCAGUUAGGCACGAUAAUGUGCUGAUGUUGAUGGGUUCUUGCUCAAACGGCCACGGCCUCAGGCUGCUUGUGUAUGAGUAUGCCUGCAACAGCACACUUGAUCAACAUCUAUUGAAAACUUGCCCAUUGCCCUUGACAUGGUCAGAUAGGGUGAAAGUAGCAGUUGGAGCAGCAAGGGGGCUAAACUAUCUCCAUGAGAACAACAUAGUUCACAGGAAUGUGAAAGCAGACAGUAUUUUUUUAACUCAUGAUUUUGAGCCCCUGCUUGGUGAUUAUGGGUUUUCAGAGAUGGAAGAUUCAGCACCAGAACUCUCUACAGCAACUGAUGUGUAUGCGUUUGGAGUCGUUAUGCUCGAGUUGAUCACAGGCCAAAGUGCCAAGGAAGUUGUCGAAACUAUGGCCUCGGGGAAAACAAGUCUUGUUGGAUGGGCAAGGCCAAUCCUGAGAGAGAGAACUCAUUUUCAGCUGAUCGACACAAGAAUCGUCAGGUCCCAUGAUGGCGAACAGCUCUACUGGAUGUGUAGAUUGAUACACAAAUGUCUUGCUGAAAACCCAAAGAAAAGGCUGGCCAUGAAUGAGGUGGUAUCUGCAUUGGAGUGCAUAGCAGAGAGGAAGGAGAACAGCAUACUGGACGAUGUUUUGGCAGUGAGAUCGAGUCUUUCUCGCAGCACAUUCGAAGAAGAAACAUCCAUGUGGACGAAUCAAAGGGAGAGCUUCAGCAGAGAUGCAACAGAUUCGGAGAUGAGCAAGGAACAGAGCCAAAGAACAUCAUCACAUUCAGAAAUGAUUUCAUCGAGCUCUUUCUUCAGCGGGUCUAGUAAUGUAGGAAUGAGGACUAUGGGCAGACCAGCUUUGGUUUAUGGAGAAAUGCUUGUUUAAUCUCUUACCCCACCCACAAUUUUUCAUUGCAUUUGGAAAGCUAUUUGGUCUAGUUUUGGUACACUUUCUCAGUAAAUGGUGGCUGAUAAGAUUUUUUUGCACAUCAGUUCCUGUAAAGAAAUGUAAAGAAGCAGGAGUCACUGGUGAUAUUACUAUACUAUACUGUUCUCUCUUUUUGGCAAUCCCUUUGAGGCCGGCCAUCUAUGUACAAGAGGGAUAUCCUGAAACUCUCCAACUGCUAGUAAAAUGAAUCCACAU